Messenger RNA from Menidia menidia (Atlantic silverside), 564 nucleotides. Lineage: Eukaryota; Metazoa; Chordata; Actinopteri; Atheriniformes; Atherinopsidae. The record is from the annotation of a GenBank genome assembly.
AUGUCAUGGUUCAGUCAAGUCAACCAAAGCUCGGGUCACCAGCAGCCCACCGACAGCCAAAGACUCGCACACAUCCAGGGCUCAGCGGCCCCGGCAGCCCUCGGCGGCGGUCCCGGCUUAUUCGCCCCGGCCCUGGCCGACUUCCCGUCGGCUCCCCGGGGCGCCGCCAGCCCCCUCAGCCUGGAGAACCUGUCCUGCGCCUCGCCCAGUGUCGGCCAGGGUAGAGAGCUCGAGCCCAUCUCCUACGUGACCCUCCAGGAGCAGCGGUGUGUCCUGAGCUGGUUCCAGGGCUGGACCGCCACCCAGAGGGAGCGUUUCCUCCACGACCUCCUGGGAAAAGCCGUCCCGGGGAAGGUGUGCACCCUCCUGGAUUCACUCAGUACUCUGCAGGUCAAAGACAAGCUCCCCAACAUCUUUGAGUGUCAGCUCCGGCUGUGGACCCAGUGGUUUGAGUCUUGGAGGGAAGAAGAGAGGAAUCAUUUUCUGCACAUGCUGGAGGAGCAGAACCCAGAAUUUGUUGCCCAUUUUUACAGGAGUGUGUCUGGAACAGCAGGAGCUGACUGA